Molecule: messenger RNA, 600 nt
Organism: Gilbertella persicaria
Lineage: Eukaryota; Fungi; Mucoromycota; Mucoromycetes; Mucorales; Choanephoraceae
Product: acyl-CoA N-acyltransferase
Exons: 3
Coding region: 119-589 (156 amino acids)
Biological process (GO): mitotic sister chromatid cohesion
Cellular component (GO): NatA complex
Molecular function (GO): acyltransferase activity, transferring groups other than amino-acyl groups
Source: RefSeq, a predicted model, not a curated record
CGUUCGUACAUUGAUGAUGUUUUCUACAACAAAAAAAAAAAAAAAUAGUAAUAAAAUAACAGUCCCUUUGGUAUUCUAUAGCGUAAUCCUUUAGAUUUUUUUUCUUCUUCUGUACAUAAUGUCUACACGUAUUGACCUCGGCGACGUGACCAAGAAUAACUUGGGCCAAGUCAGAGUACUUCAUAAAACCUUGUUUCCGGUUCAAUACGGCGAGAACUUUUAUAAUGAGUUAUUGGAAGCUGGUGAAUUCGCAAAACUAGCUUAUUAUAACGACGUUUGUGUCGGUACAGUCUGCUGUCGUAGAGAAGUAGACGAAAGCAACUCUGACAAAUUCAAGAUCUACAUGAUGACACUAGGUGUUUUGGAACCUUACCGUCACCUUGGCAUAGGUUCUGCAUUGGUCAAGCAUGUUAUAGAACAAGCCAAACUUGCUGGAGAUAUCAGUCAAAUUUACUUGCAUGUUCAAACGAGCAACACAGCUGCUGCUGACUUCUACAAAAAGAAUGAAUUCCAAGUCAUUAGCACUGAAAAGGAUUAUUACAAGAACAUUGAACCAAGAGACGCUUAUCUUUUAGCUACUGUACUUUAGAAAAUAAAUAA